AGUCGUUGGCGUCCACAUCGACCGCGCGGCAUGCCGUAUUUCUGACGGAGUCUGGCCGUAAACGGCGGAAAUGUUGGUGUUGAUGGCGCUGACAACGAGCUGACGAUCACAGUAUUUUCCUGGUGUUCCAACAAAGCGGACGUAAAAAUCGGAGAGCAAGUUAAAAACGUGGUGAAUACGUAAACUUACAAAGUGUUUAAAAAGAGAUAGGAAGAGCAGUGAAAGUUGUAAAAAAAACCACAAAACUCCAACAAGAAGAUAAAUAAAAAAAUAAAAAUAAAUAUUAAAAAUUGAAAAAGCCUAUUUUUUCGCAAUGACUACCAACGGCAAACGUGUGUGUGUAAUUGGCGCUGGCACAGCAGGACUUUGUGCGCUAAAAAAUUCACUACAGCAAGGCAUGGACGCGAUCGCUUAUGAGCAAUGUAGCGAAGUCGGUGGCACCUGGGUGUAUACGAAACCAGGUCAGGACGAUGUACACAGCAGCAUGUACGAAGGCUUGCGCACAAAUCUGCCAAAGGAAGUAAUGGGCUAUCCCGAUUACUCAUAUCCCAAGGAUGUCGAACAAUCUUUUGUGCCAUCGUCGGAGGUCUUGAAAUUUUUGCAAUCAUAUGCGCAACAUUUUGACUUGACAAAAUAUAUUAAGCUGCAACACGAGAUAAUACGUGUACGACCAUUGAACGGUAAAUGGGAGAUUUAUGUGCGAGACAUCAAGAAUGAUAAAUUCUGUAAGGAAAUUUUCGAUUAUGUUUUUGUUUGUAAUGGACAUUAUAGCAUGCCUUUGAUGCCGAAAAUCGAGGGCAUAGACGACUAUAAAGGCAAAAAAUUGCAUAGUCAUUGGUAUCGGAAACCGGAUACGUUUGAAGGUGCUACUGUGCUUGUAAUCGGUGCCGGUCCUAGCGGUAUGGAUAUCACCAAUCACAUCAGCAAAUUCGCCAAGCAUAUCUUUCUCAGCCACAACUUAGAUCCAGCCCCUUGCACCGAUUUCAUGCCGAAUGUUACCCAGAAGACCGUCGCACAGCGCUUCACCGAAGAUGGCGCUAUCUUCAAAGAUGGCAGCACUGAAAUUUUCGACCACAUUAUCUUCUGCACCGGCUAUAAAUACACCUUCCCCUUCCUCAGCAUCGACGUUUCGUUGCGUGUCGAUGAUAAUUUCGUGCAUCCACUCUACAAGCACUGCAUCAACAUUAAUUACCCAACAAUGGCGCUAAUUGGUUUGCCUUUCUACGUCUGCCCUUCACAGUCAUUUGAUUUGCAAGUGCGAUUUGCGCUGGCAUUCUUCACAAAGAAACGAGAAUUCCCAAGUCGUGAAGAGAUGUUCGCCGAUCUGGAGAAGGAUAUGGAGCGACGCCGCAAAAAGGGUCUGACCAACCGACAAGCGCAUGCGAUGGGAGAUAAACAGUACGACUACUAUCGCGAUCUCUCAGAGACAGCUGGCAUCGAAAACAUCAAACCGGUUAUUAACAAAAUUAUGGAGGAUUGCAGCCGCAAAUACAUCUAUGAGUUGGCCACAUAUCGUAACGAUCGUUUUACGGUGCUGGAUGACGAAACCUUCGUUAAAUUUCCUAUGCAGGCCAAAUAAUAGUCUAAAUUGAUUAUGUUGCUUCUACAUAUAUGUUGCUUGGGGGUUUUCUUUGGGUAGUGGGUGCUACGUUAUUACUUAACUGAAUAAUUAACUUAAAAUAUCUUUAACGUUAACUGUUGUAAAUAAUCCAUAAUCAUCUUUCAUAUUCAAGCUUCAUAUGCGCAAUAAAAUUUGUUAAGCGAAAAACGCGAAACACAUAA
Molecule: messenger RNA, 1782 nt
Organism: Rhagoletis zephyria (snowberry fruit fly)
Lineage: Eukaryota; Metazoa; Arthropoda; Insecta; Diptera; Tephritidae
Product: flavin-containing monooxygenase FMO GS-OX4-like
Molecular function (GO): NADP binding; N,N-dimethylaniline monooxygenase activity; flavin adenine dinucleotide binding
Source: RefSeq, a predicted model, not a curated record